Malassezia japonica is the source of this 1434-nucleotide messenger RNA. RefSeq lists its product as uncharacterized. The transcript has a single exon. The record is from RefSeq and is a predicted model, not a curated record. Lineage: Eukaryota; Fungi; Basidiomycota; Malasseziomycetes; Malasseziales; Malasseziaceae. Bases 1 to 1434 code for a protein of 477 amino acids.
AUGCGUCUCUCUGGAACUUUUGUCGCUCUCGCUGUUGCUCUCAGCACUGCCCCGCAUUUCGCUCAGGCGAACCUCGCCAACGACGCUGCCGGCGUGCUUUCGCACUGCACCGGCCUCAACUUUGGCACGUGGGACGAGCCGAGCCUGCGCUCCUACCUGCUCGAGCGCGGCAUUGUCUCUCCUUCGUCGCCCCAGGAGAAGCUGGCGCAGAUCGCCAAGAAGGACUGCGACCGCCUCGCGUCGGAGAUUGCCUCGGCGACCAACUCGGCGGAUGCCGAGGCCAAGAAGCAGUACAGCGCCGCGCUGAGCGCCGCUAGCUCGGUGCGCAGCGUCGCCUCGUCCUACACGAGUGGCGCCUACACCUCGGCGGUGAAGGGCUCGGAGCAGGCCUCGUCGUCGGUGGCCUCGGCCGCCUCGGCCGCCGCCUCGGUCACGCACCAGGCCGCGAAAGACGUCGAGAAGGAGGCGUCGCGCCUCUCGGCGCAGGCCGUGCACACCACGGCGGACGCCGCCGCGCGUGCGCAGGACGCCAUUGACGAUGCCAAGGACUACGUGUACAGCUCGUGGAACGCCGACGAGCUCAAGUCGUGGCUCUCGAAGCACAACGUCGUCCUCCCCCAGGUGCUCCAGAGCCGCGAGGACCUGCUCAAGGCCAUCAAGGAGCCGUUUGCCAAGGAGUCGUCGUCGCACCUCUACGACAUCUUCUCGACGGACUACCUCCACAAGUGGCUCGUGAACCACGGCUACAUCGACUCGUCCUUUGAAAAGAACCGCAAGGAGCUCGUGGACCUCGCCCAGCGCUACUACUACACGGCCAACUCGGCGGUGUACGACACCUGGUCCAAGGCCGACCUCCACAAGUGGCUCGUGGACAACCACGUCAUCAAGAGCGACUACCAGGCGACGCGCGACGAGUACCUCAAGCUCGUCAGCGAGAAGUACACCAAGUCGCAGAAGGUGCUCUGGGAGGGUUGGCUCGACAGCGACCUGCGCAACUACCUGCACGAGCACGGCUUCCUGAAGACGCCCACCGAGAAGAAGCGCGAUGAGCUCAUCGAGCUCAUCCAGGAGCACGCUUCGGGCCUGUCGGCGACCGCGAGCGAGUACGUGAGCUGGUCGGACGCGCGCCUGCGUGGCUUCCUGCGCGCCCACGGCGUCGCGCCGAGCCAGCUCGAGACGGACCGCCAGCACCUGCUCCGCCAGGUGCGCGCCUACUACGACCCCGGCUGGGCGGCGAACCUGCAGAACGCUGCCAACGCGGUGGUCGACCAGUUCAAGACCGGUGUGCGCGACUUCCUCGGCGUGCCUGCCCAGCAGGUCUAUGGCCUGAACAAUGAGAAGCUCGGCUCGUAUGCCGCCGAGGCAAGCAAGAGCGCUUCGAGCGUCGUCGCGAGCGCCUCGAGCCUCGUGCAGAGCAUCCGCGACGAGCUUUAA